AUGGCGUAUGCCACCGCAGUUCAGCAAGGUAUUGAUAUUUUGGUAACUGGGGAACCGAACAAAAGAAGAACUAAAGAAGCAAACUGGAUCAAGGACAGCAGGCAUAAUGCGGGGGUCCUAAUUCUGAAUAUAAAGCUUGGCGUAAUAAACCACGUAGCCGGAGAUGGUCACGUAAUUAUCAAACUCAAAGAUCUUGAGCUGAUAUGUUGCUAUAUAUCCCCAAACAUCAGAUUGGAAGACUACAAAACUGAGGUGAACAGUAUAAUGGAGCACAUAACGAACAACAGUGAUGCCAUUAUUCUGGGAGACCUAAAUGCCAAGUCCCCAAUGUGGGGAUCAUCUGUAACCGAUGAAAAGGGUCAAUACUGGGUGGAAUGGAUCAACGCUCGCGAUUUGGUGGUUCUGAAUACUGGAAAUGAACCCACAUUUAUCCGAGGAGAUAGCGAGUCCUUUAUUGAUGCCACCAUAGCAACCAAUCGUGUAUCUCAAAGAGUAACCAACUGGGAGAUACUUGAUACCGAAACACUGACAGAGCACAGACAUAUCGCAUUUGAAAUUAAAGUAAAUAGAGCGAAGAUCAAAACAACUUCAAUAAGGCCCCUUAUUGAUUGGACCGCCUAUAAAGCCUGCAUAGAGUUACUUACCAUUACUCCAUAUGAAGUGAGUCAUGAAACAGGAACCAAGUUGAUACAGAUGGCAAGCAAGAACAGCACGCAAAAUCGAAUUUCAAAGACUGAAACACCGUAUUGGUGGAAUGAAAACAUUGCUGAAAAACGGUCACUAUGCAACAGAUUAAGAAGGGUACAACAACGUGCGGCGAGAAGAAACAACCUAAACCGAGACGAUAUUGAAGCAAUGAAAGAGGCGUACAAGACCAAUAGAAGGGAACUCUGCUGCCUAAUUAAGGAAUCAAAGAAGAAACACUGGAACGACAUAUGCAAAGAACUUGAUAAUAAUAUAUGGGGAGAUGCGUAUAAGCUAGUAGCAAAAAAGCUUAAUACUCUAAAACCCUAUGAGCUUGACAUCGAAAAGAAAUCCGAAAUCGUGGCAGUACUGUUUCCACCCGGAAAUGAUAAGUGGAGAUACCCUGAAAAGGAAGCUCCAGCCCCACCCUUCACAGCAGAAGAGCUAAGGAAGGUAGCCCAAGGUAUCAAAUGUGGAAAAUCACCUGGAAUUGACCAAAUUCCCCCUAAGGCUAUCAAAAUAGUAGCAGAUUGUGCCCCAGACUGGUUAUUAGGCAUGAUGAACAAACUACUCUAA
Molecule: messenger RNA, 1260 nt
Organism: Diorhabda sublineata
Lineage: Eukaryota; Metazoa; Arthropoda; Insecta; Coleoptera; Chrysomelidae
Exons: 1
Coding region: 1-1260 (419 amino acids)
Molecular function (GO): catalytic activity
Source: RefSeq, a predicted model, not a curated record